Messenger RNA from Acanthoscelides obtectus, 686 nucleotides. The record is from the annotation of a GenBank genome assembly. Lineage: Eukaryota; Metazoa; Arthropoda; Insecta; Coleoptera; Chrysomelidae.
AGCAAUUUUGCGAUGCAACCAUAUUAUUGCAAGAAUGUGCCAUCAAAAACCGUGUGUACUUCAAUUUCAGUAUAAAAUAGUCUUGUUAUACAAUAUGAUUUUAGUUAGUUGGCAAUAUUUGUUUGUGUCGAUCAAUGUGUGCAUUACAUUUUCAAGACCCAUGGACUAAGUAUGAUAUUCACACUGAUUUUGGGUCUCCUGCUGUGUUCAGAACCUUCAGAAGCUACCAUCAGAAAAAUAAAGAAAGUGUACUUCGGUUUCCCGUUGCUACAUCUUUUCCUCGGACACCUAGGGCCUUUUGGCCCAUAUGGAGGCCCCUUCGGGGGCCCAUUUGGACCAUUGAUCCGUCCACCUCCACCGGUUCCACCUCCACCUCCACCGGUUCCACCUCCACCACCACCCAUUCCCCCACCCAUACCAGUACAUCACAAGACCAUCGUUCAUAACAAAGAAGUCAUUAAGGAGGGUCCUAUAGGACACCAUAUAGGCCAUGAAUUUGGACCGCACUUUAGCCAUGGGUUUGAACAUGAGACCUUCCAUCACCAUGAAUAUACGGGAUUUCCUCAUGAAUUUCACCACGAUGGAGUUGGUUUAGAACAUGGUCAUUUUCAUCAUCCAUGAUAUCGUUGCUUUAAAUAAUGACUAUCACAUUCUAUUUCUGCAAAUAUGUAUAUUAUAAUCGUCCC